Guillardia theta CCMP2712 is the source of this 2019-nucleotide messenger RNA. RefSeq lists its product as hypothetical. The transcript has 18 exons. Lineage: Eukaryota; Cryptophyceae; Pyrenomonadales; Geminigeraceae. Gene Ontology annotation, cellular component: cytoplasm; mitochondrion. Gene Ontology annotation, biological process: mitochondrial glycyl-tRNA aminoacylation. Gene Ontology annotation, molecular function: glycine-tRNA ligase activity; ATP binding. The record is from RefSeq and is a predicted model, not a curated record. Bases 1 to 2019 code for a protein of 672 amino acids.
AUGGAGGAAGCGCAGCAGCGGCAAAAGGCGGCGGCGGAGGAGGUCAGGAGGCUCAAGGCUGAGAAGAAGCCUAAGGAUGACCCCGAGCUCGUCGCUGCCAUCCAGAACCUGAACAAGAUCAAGGAAGAGAUCGCUGAGAUGAGCAAGCCCAUCGAGACCAACCCUUACGUCAAGACAAGGGGAGAGCUUGACGACAUCUGCAAGCGUCGCUUCUUCUUCCGUCCUGCCUUCGACAUCUACGGAGGAACGGCCGGGUUCUUUACGUACGGUCCCCCUGGAGCUGCUCUGAAAGCCAACAUCAUCAGCCUGUGGAGGAAGCACUUCGUGAUCGAGGAGAACCUUCUUGAGAUUGAAGAUCCGACCAUCAUGCCCCACGAGGUCCUCAAGACGUCUGGGCACGUGGAGAGGUUCAACGACUUCAUGGUGAAAGACACGUUGCAGGAGGACAAGUUCUACAGGGCAGACAAGCUGCUGGAGGAAGAGAUGGAGAAUCGUCUGAAAGUCCCGACAAUCACUGAGGAGGAGAGGACGAGGUACACCAAGGACCUCACAGCUGCCGACAGCUUCUCGCGCGAGGAGCUCGGCGCCAAGAUCAAGGAGUAUGGCAUCAAGGCGCCGGAGACUGGAAAUGAGCUGACGGAUCCCUACGAGUUCAAUCUCAUGUUCCCAACACCAAUCGGACCUUCUGGUUUGCUUCAGGGAUACCUCAGGCCUGAGACCGCUCAGGGAAUUUUCCUCAACUACAAGUUUGCAGCGGAGCAGAACUCUGACAAGAUUCCCUUUGGAGUCGCGCAGAUCGGCAAGUCCUACCGCAAUGAGAUCGCACCGCGAGGCGGGCUCGUCAGGCAGAGGGAGUUCACGCAGGCAGAGAUCGAGUUCUUUGUGCAUUACAAGAACAAGAACUUCGACAAGUUCAAGAGCGUCUACGAUCUUUUCCGCCAACACUUGCCGACUGAGAUGGCUCACUACGCUUGCGAUUGCUGGGAUGCUGAGAUCGAGGUCUCAACCGGAUGGAUGGAGACAGUCGGCAUUGCCGAUCGCUCAGCCUACGACCUCUCGGUCCACUCUCAGAAGACCAAGGUCGACUUGAGCGCGCAGGAGAAACUCGACGCUCCUGUCUCUGUCGACGUCGUCUACCUCAACAAGAAAGCUGCUGCCCUACUCGGGAAGGACUUCAGGCAAGACGCUCCUAUCGUCAAGUCGUUUCUUGAAGGACACUCUCUGGAAGAGUCGAAGAAACUCCAGGAGGAGGUCAAUUCCGCUGGCUCCAAAGUUGUCACGAUCGAGUCCAAGGAGUUUACCCUCAAGAAGGAGCACUGCGUGUUCGAGUAUCGUGUCGACACCCGCCAUUACAACAACUACACGCCUCACGUCAUCGAGCCCUCCUUCGGCAUUGACCGUCUCUUCACCGCGGUUCUUGAGCACAGUUACUAUGCUCGUCCUCAAGACCCCGACGACAAGGAGAAGAUUGUGCGAGGAGUUCUCUCCCUCUCUCCCUCUGUCGCUCCUUACAAGGCUAUCAUCAUGCCCCUCGAUCAGAGAAUUGCCAACAACGCCAAAUAUCAAUCGAUGGUCGAGGAGCUGCGCAUGCAGUUUGCUUCUUACGGUUUGGGAUACAAAGUUGACGACUCGGGCGCCUCCAUCGGCAAGCGCUACGCGCGUAACGACGAGCUUGGUAUCCCCCUCGGCAUCACCUUCGACUUCGACUCCAUCGGUCAGAACGACUCCUCGGGCAGCCAAGAGCAGGAAGGAUCGGUCACCCUACGUGAGCGCGACUCCUGCACCCAAGUUCGCCUCCCCUACACCGAGGUGGUUGACGUUAUCGCCAAGAAGCAAAAUGCCUCAGACAAGAUCGGCGAUGGAGGAAAGGCUCCUGCUACCCAGGUGGAGCAGGACUACGCCAAGAAGCACCGGAUCACUGAGAUCGUCAACGAGGCCAUCGCUGCUACCUUGUCUCUCAAGCCUGACGAUCCCAUCGCUCACAUCGCGAAACUUCUUGCUGAAAAGUCUGCCAAGUAA